AUGGACUGGACGUGGACGUGGACGUGGAUGGACGUGGACGUGGACGUGGACAUGGACGUGGACAUGGACGUGGACGUGGACGUGGACGUGGACAUGGACGUGGACGUGGACGUGGACGUGGACAUGGACGUGGACGUGGACGUGGACAUGGACGUGGACGUGGACGUGGACGUGGACGUGGACGUGGACAUGGACGUGGACGUGGACGUGGACGUGGACAUGGACGUGGACGUGGACGUGGACGUGGACGUGGACGUGGACGUGGACGUGGACGUGGACGUGGACGUGGACAUGGACGUGGACUGUGGACGUGGACUGGACGUGGACGUGGACGUGGACGUGGACAUGGACGUGGACGUGGACGUGGAC
Messenger RNA from Closterium sp. NIES-65, 369 nucleotides. The record is from the annotation of a GenBank genome assembly. Lineage: Eukaryota; Viridiplantae; Streptophyta; Zygnematophyceae; Desmidiales; Closteriaceae.